ACAGAAUAUUGGUGAAAGUAUUCUUUACCUGUGGGUGGAGAAAAUAAGAGAUGUCCUAAUACAAAAAUCUCAGAUGACAGAACCAGGCCCAGAGGUGAAGAAGACGACGGAGGAGGAAGACGUGGAGAGUGAAGACGACGGCCUCGUGGCGUGCCAGCCCGAGACCCCAGGGCGAGCGCUGGGCUUGGACGUCGGGGAGAGUCAGACAGGUACUGGCGCUGACGAGCUNCCGCCGAUCGACCACGGCGUCCCCAUCACCGACCGACGGAGCAUUUUCCAGGCGCACCUGGCGCCCGUCGUCUGCCCCAAGCAGGUGAAAAUGGUUCUUGCCAAAUUAUAUGAGAACAAGAAAAUCGCUAGCGCCACCCACAACAUCUACGCGUACCGAAUAUUCUGUGAGGACAAGCAGACCUUCCUGCAGGACUACGAUGACGACGGGGAGACAGCGGCCGGCGGGCGCCUGCUGCACCUCAUGGAGGUCCUGAACGUGCGGAACGUGCUGGUGGUGGUGUCGCGCUGGUACGGCGGCAUCCUGCUGGGGCCCGACCGCUUCAAGCACAUCAACAACUGCGCCCGGAGCAUCCUGGUGGAGAGGAGCUACGCGGGCUCGCCGGAGGAAUCGUCGAAGGCUUUGGGAAAGAACAAAAAAGUGAGAAAGGACAAGAAGAGGAGUGAACAUUAACAGCCGAUACGGCUUAGCGGUCAGCUUACCUGUGACCAGAUGCAGGCCCCUCACUCAUCAGACGUCUGCACGGGGGGCCUGCGGCCCCGCAGCCAUUCAUCACGACACCAGCGCCAUCUCCUCCCUGGUCAUGUCACCCGCCAGCACCAGAGGCCCUGUGAGCACCGUGCGCGCGGCUGGAGCUUCACCGCCACUUCGCCCGCGCGAGGGAGGCAGCAGCGGCCGGGGCGGCGCCUGGACGGUCGCCUCGGCCGCGUCAAGUGCCUUUGUUGGUGGGAAGCGCGGUCUCUCGGGAGGGGCGGCAGCACCUGCUUCUCGUCGAUGCGUUUUGCUGAGGGACACGCCUCGCGCUGUUCUUCCGCCUCGUGGGGUGGACUCGCCGAGGACGGACCUGGGAGAGUUCCCUCCUGUGGUUUCAGUCCUCGGCGUGUCGCCCCUGAGGAUGGCGAGGCGGGCGCGGGCGUGUCUCCGGCCGCCAUGUGCUGGCGCGACUGUCACACCCGUGCUGGCAGGAGUGUGUGCCUCAGUCCCUGCUGCAGGUGGGUGACUGAAUUUCAGAAAGCGGUUUUCCCGCCUCUGCCCUUUUGGUUCCGUCCUUGUGAUGUGAGCGGUGAACGUGGUGCCAGGAGCUCCUCCCGCCCGAGAUGUGUCCGUUCUGUUUCUUCAGCCGGAAGCCCUUUCCUGUGACCCCCACGGGGGAACGAGGGCUGUGCUGGGCGCGAGGCUGUGGCUGACGAGGAGAGAGGACGGGAGAGGGAGAGAGAGAAACAUCCGUGAUGAGACAGAAUCAUGGGUCGGCCGCCUCCUGCACGCCCCCCACUGGGGAUCGAGUGUGCAACCCGGGCCUGUGCCCUGACCGGAAUCGAACCUGGGACCCUUCAGUCUGCAGGCCGACGCUCUAGCCACUGAGCCACACCGGCCAGGGCCCUUACUUGGUGUUUUUAAUAAGAAUAGCUUUCUGCUAGGAUGGAUUCUGAGAAAUAAGAUCUGAAUUGUAUUUGUUGUACAUGUUUAAUGUUGCCAGUUAUCAAUUGUCAUCAGAGGGUGACAUAUAUGUAUUUAGAUAGAACACAUCAAGUUCCAUGUAAAAUUCAGUAUGUCCUAUAUUAACUUAAAAAAAUUGAAGUUAAAAACUACCAAUUAGCAUGAACAUAAUUUCACAAUUUUGGCACAUCAGGCCCGUGGUAGGAGCCAUAAAACGGAAUUUGGUGCUGCAGAAAAGUAAAUGCCAGUCCAUGGUUCUCUGCCACCAGAUUGAAUUUCUUUCUUGCUGAUUCAACUAAUAUUUCCUUAGGUCUUUUAGAAAACCUUUAUUUCUGGGAUCUCAUUUUUCUUUAAAAGCAAUCUUAUUUUUGCUUCUUUCUACAGAAUCAUGAACCACAUUUUCCUGACUAUGGCACCUAAUUUCCUUUGCCCAGGCAGCUAGUUAAUGAGGAGAAUCUCACUGUCUAUGUGUAUGGACCCCUUUCCAAUAUUCGUAUCUGUUUUUCUCCAUUUAAAAGCUUAUCUUGAGUCCAGGCCGGUGUAGUUCAGUGGGUAGAGCGGCGGCUUGCAGAUCGAAGGGCCCCAGGUUCGAUUCCCGUCAAGGGCACAUGCUCGAGUUGCAGGCUCGGUCCAACGUGCAGGAGGCAGCCAAUCAAUGAUUCCCUUUCAUCAUUGAUGUUUCUCUCUCUCUUCCUCCCCCUUCCUCUCUGAAAUAAGUAAAAAUAUAAUUUUGAAAAAAUUUAUCUCGAGUCCAGGCCAGUUUGGGUCAAUGGUCCUCGCACCGAAGGGUCAAGGGUUCGAUUCCCAGUCAAGGGCACGUACCUGAGUUGCAGGUUCAGUCCCCACCCAGUAUUGGGGCUCGUGCAGGAAGCAGCCGAUCGAUGUAUCUCUCACAUCCAUGUUUCUCUCUCUCUCCUCCCCUCCCUUCCAUUCCCUCUGAAAACCAAUGGGAAAAUAUCCUCGGGUGAGGAUUAACAAAAAAAGUUUAUUGCGAUUAGGUUUUCAAAUUCUCCAAGUCAUUUUCUCUAGCCAUCGGUGCGGCGGCAUAUUUUAUGGCACCUUGUACUAGCUGCACGUAUUCCCCACGUGCCAGAGAGGAGGAGCAGGUGGCACCUGCAUUUUAAAUGGGAACCAACGACUGUGGUUUGGAGGCGUGGACCUCGAAACAGCCGGCGUGCAGAGAAGUUAUCAAAGUGCUCACAGCGGGAAGAAGGGCAGGAGGCAGGGCUGAGUGUGGGGGGGGGGGGGCGCUCCACGGUCUGGAGACGGCAUUCGUCGCAUUUGGUACGCGCAUCUUCUAUUUUUCCCCUGCGUGAUUUUGUACAUAUGCUAUUUUUCUUUCCAUAAAAAUGGUAUUAAACUGUACAUACUGUUUUGUAUCUGGAUAUUUCAUAUAGAAGUAUAUUGUUAACAUUUUCCCAUUUCAAUAAAGACUAUUCUACGGCUUAGUUUCUUAUGAUG
Myotis lucifugus (little brown bat) is the source of this 3127-nucleotide messenger RNA. RefSeq names its product impact RWD domain protein (gene IMPACT). Lineage: Eukaryota; Metazoa; Chordata; Mammalia; Chiroptera; Vespertilionidae. The record is from RefSeq and is a predicted model, not a curated record. Gene Ontology annotation, cellular component: cytoplasm. Gene Ontology annotation, biological process: regulation of translational initiation.